Molecule: messenger RNA, 1270 nt
Organism: Myotis lucifugus (little brown bat)
Lineage: Eukaryota; Metazoa; Chordata; Mammalia; Chiroptera; Vespertilionidae
Product: zinc finger protein 772-like
Exons: 3
Coding region: 242-1270 (342 amino acids)
Biological process (GO): negative regulation of transcription by RNA polymerase II
Molecular function (GO): DNA-binding transcription repressor activity, RNA polymerase II-specific
Source: RefSeq, a predicted model, not a curated record
CAGGCUUCAGGGCGCUGGUCGUGAGGAGGAGGAGGCCUGGGAGGCAGCGCGCCUGCUGUGCGGGGUGUGUCUGAGGCUCCUUGAGCCCAACAGCCCGAGAUGGGCGUCCCCGUGCCUCCCGGACUCCUCUCUGCUCACAGCGUCCCCGCAGCCUGACCCCCUUUCACCCUCCAGCCUUGGGGACCGGCCUCUCAGGUCCCGCCGCUCAGGCCCCAGCGCUCAGAAUGGUCCUUGGCAUAAAAUGCAUGAUGUGGAGGCCUAUUCUGAGCACAGCGUAUCUGUAGGAGAGUCUCAGGUCAGGGCUUCCAAAACAGCUGCAGCCACCCAGAGGACCCAUCUGUGUAAGCUGUGCUUCUCAGUGUUAAAAGAUAUUUUGCACCUGAGUGAGUUACAAGUGGUUCACUUUGAGAAGAAUGUGUUCUUAAGUGAUGCGUGUGUGAGAGACUUGUGUUUCAGUGCAAACCCUCACCAGCAACAGAAGGAUGCCAGUGGAGAGAAGCCCUGGAAAGAAGAUAUGGAGAGUGCCUUGCUUGUGAGGAGUUGCUGCUUCUACUUAUCUGGGAUGCCUGCAGCUAGUAUACAGGCUGGGGAAGACUCCCCAGCCAUCUCAGGACUUCUCCAGCACCAGGCCACUCUUAACACUGAGGAGCCACACAGUAACAAUGAGAUUACACAGGAAUUUCUCAGUGGAAAAAGACAUCACCAGUGGGUUGAAUGUGAAGCAGCUGCCAGCCAGAAACUGAAAGUUGCUUAUCAGAAAGGUCUCUGCUCUGGAGAUAUGAUUGAUGAGUAUAAUAAAUGUGGGGAAGUGUGUAGACGAAUAUUUAACCACCCUCAACAUGGGAGAGUUUACACUGAAGAAAAGCCCUAUGAGUGUACUGAUUGUGGGAAGGUCUUCAAUGAAAGUACUGCUCUCAUUAAACACAACAGAGUUCACAUUAGAGAAAAGCAGUGUGAAUGUAGUGACUGUGGGAAGUCCUUCAGGAAAAGACCUUCUAUAAAGCUGCUGCUGGGCCUGCUCAGCACCAGUUGGCUUGUGGCAGACCAGCGAGAAGGUCGCACGUCCAAGCGCAAGCAUUUCCCAGCCUCACCCGCCAGGGACUGGGUGCCAGAAGCUGGUUCCCGGGAAAGGAAGCACUGUGAGGAGCGGGCGUCGGAGGAGAAUCUUUUCAAAGCUCCCCCAAGCCCACGCCCCGCAGGUGUCUCUUCCACUGGGGGACGAGAUGGAGGGACACCCCCGCGCAUCCCGCGGCGCAUCCCACAGCUCUGA